Messenger RNA from Mizuhopecten yessoensis (Yesso scallop), 2329 nucleotides. RefSeq lists its product as uncharacterized. The coding region runs from base 479 to 1018 and encodes 179 amino acids. The transcript has a single exon. Lineage: Eukaryota; Metazoa; Mollusca; Bivalvia; Pectinida; Pectinidae. The record is from RefSeq and is a predicted model, not a curated record.
GUAAUAACUUAAUAUAACGACGUCACAAACUUUUUACAUUUAACAAGUAGUGGGUUAUUUAAUAUGAAAUCACAACGCAUCGGAUACACUGUAGGGGAGUAUAAUGCUACUCUAAAAUUUUGUGUAGUAUUGAGUCUCUGUAAUGGACGGGUGCAACGUGUAUCCACCUGUUACCCAUAUUUGCCUAUAGCAGGAAGUAAAUGGAUUUAAAAAUAUGCAGAUAGAAGGAACAUAAUCAACAAUACACGUACCUGAUAUAGAGGUAUAUAUUAUUUCGUCGAGCUUUACAUACAGGAUUUUGCACAUUAAGUGGGCAGUAUCAACUGGAAUUCUUUGUGGUAAUGCUGAUCAGCAAACAAAGUUUUAAUCAUCAAUAUAUAGGGUUCAAACCCGAAUUGGUGUCAUUCAAUAAGGACACAAGUUACUGACAUUACGAAAACGAAACGACCGAUUUCAAAGACAUCAGAAGAAAUCAAAGAUGGCUGCCGUGAUGACAAGGCGCGAAAUGGGCGUUCGUGAUGUGGGAUGCUCCGUGAGCGUCCCGGAAGACGUCAAAGCAAAACUGAUGUUCUACUUGAAAUGUAUUUGUGACCUCAUCAGUCUCGAUGACCGAGACGAGGAUAUGAAGAGACUGACAGAUUUCGAGAGAUAUUACGUUCUAACGGAACCAGAAGUAGAUCAGCUGACCGUCGUCUGCAUUCUCAUUUCACCAGACCUUUUGGCGGAUAAAUGUAUAUUUCACAGUGAGGAUAUGUGUGGUGAUUCCAGGAACAAGUUUUUCGAAUUGUCCUCAAUUGAUCAACAGCUGAUCGUGUCAAACGACAUUCUUAUUGGCGGAAUGCAAACACGUGUCAAAAGAAUAAUGUGUUAUAAAAUGGAAUGGCUGAUGGAAUACUAUCUGAUACCAAUAUUGGUACUGAAGAGAAGGCUCGAACUGAAAAUGGCAUUGGCACAAGAAAUCGUGGCAAUGCAUGAAAGGGAGGAGGCAGAUGCUGGAUGCUGCUGCACUAUAUUGUAGCGAGUCAACACACUGUUGCUAAAACUCAAACAUCAUUCCCUCAUUAACUAGACGCAUGAUGAACAGUUUUGCCAAACUUGGUUUUUCUUGAAGUGUUAUCGUCUCCAAUUGGUUAGGAGAUGAUACACGAAUAUUUGCUAACAAUGGUACAAACACCAAUUGUGAUGUCAUAAUAUUUACAUCUCUCCCUUCUUCAGCUUAGUAAACUCUGGCUGUGCAUAAAUAAAUGCAUACGCAAUGAAAAAAGGCUAGACGGAUUGAUACCUGUUUCAAAUGUGGCGCCGUUCUCGCUUCAGCUAGAUAAGUGUUCGAUGACAGCUAUUGUUUGGUCUUCAAUAUCUAAACACAUGAAACAUAUUCGGGAUCCAUUAUGUCUGAUUAUACACAAUGAGAUGCUGGCCAACGUCUUAUGACAUGGAUGCAGAUUCAAAAAAAAUUGACGAUAAAGUAAACAAUGGAGGCUUCCUUUUACGACGUUCGACCGCGUCACUACCAAAGAAGUGUGUCAAUGCGUGUACAUAACGACCGUCAUAAAUGAAUACAAAUGUUCCAAGUGCUAAGAGUAGUACUUCAUUAAAAACUUAAAAGCGAUCAAAAGAAGUAAAAUAGUGUUGUGCACUGCGUAUUUUCUAAAUUUACCCAUAUAUCGAUGUAGAUUCACCGAAACUAUAUUAUCUUAGCAAAAACGGCUACCGUAGUUACCAUCGUAGUAACCCGCUUCAGCUGUUAUUUUCUUUGUUUACCAUUUGAACAUUAUUUAUGAUGUAAAUAUAAGGAUUGACCUUCAUUUUGACGGCGUAUACGGUAGUGUGAACGCAGUUGACAACGGAACAUAUUAUAUGGUGCGCUAGAAUAUGUUCCGUUGCCAACUGCGUUCAUACUAUCGUAUACGCAGGCAAAAUAAAGGUCAAACUUUAAAUAUAUCAACAGAGAGUGAUACAGUGAUUAUUAAAUCAUUAUUUAUCAACAGAGAUUGAUACAGUGAUUAUUAUAUCUGUAUUAAUCAACAGAGAGUGAUACAGCUAUAACUAUAUCAUUAUAUAUCAAAAGGGAGUGAUACAGUGCACGUGGUUACUGUAUCUUUAUAAAAUGAUAAAUCAACAGGGAGAGAUACAGUGAUUACUAUAACGUUAUAAAUCAAAAGAGUUUGAUACAGUGGUUACUAUAUCUUAAGGUAUCAACAGAGAUUGAUACAGUGGUUAUUUUAUAUUUAUUUAGGUAUCAACAGAGAUUGAUACAGUGGUUACUAUAUAUGUAUGUAUCAACAGAGAUUGCUACAAUGGUUACUAUAUCUUCAGGUAUCAACAGAGA